GCCCCGCUUACUGCAGGGGCAGGCGCGGCGCGCUGAUCUGCGCCGUUGGCUGGAUCCGACGGCCCGCGCGCUCCCGUCUUGCCCCCAGCCAAAAAUUCCCCACUCCCUCCCCCCAACCUUCCGGUCCGACUCCGCCGCCGUGCGGCUCCUACUCGGAGGGACCAAGCGGCGCCCGCCCCAACUCCGAGUCGCCGUACGCAACUGGAGCCCUUUGCCAAUUUAUAGGAACCGCACCGUCCACGCCUACACGGCACACCAUCCGUCCUCCGCCGGCGUCUCUCUCCGCACGAUUUCAGGUAUCCUUGGGCAAUGGAAUCAAAUGCCGUCAACACAGACGACACUUCUGAAGAGGCGAGGGCACUGCCAUUGGCCCUCUUUGCCAUGGAACACAACAGCAAGAAGCGGCUGCUGUUCGACGUUUCCAGCGGAAACAUCCGGGGGAUAACCAGCGCGCUAUUUCCAGAUGCCUUUGUCGAAUUCGAGAGCUGUGGCUGGCUUCUCAUGGUCCGGCACAAGCCAUUCCACUUCCAAGAGCAGGUCGUCUUCCUAGUCCACCCUAGCACCGGCAGGCGGAUCGACAUGCCGGUGCUUCGCUCCCCCGACAAGUGCUACUUCGUUUUCUACGCUGAUCCUCGUCGUGGAAGUGGAGCUCCCCUGGUCGUUGCCUUCACCGAGAUCAUGAGUGUCGUUCCGACUGUCCAUGUCGCGUGCCCUGGAGACGUGUACUGGUGCGUCCACAAGCAUACCUGCCAACUGCACCUGUCGGAAGCAAUGUGCAGAUCCUUCCACAACACUUUGAUCAUGGACGUGGCACUGGUCGGGACACAGGCCGUCUGCGCCGAGUUUCUCGGCCAGAUCCUGGUCUUCGACAUCACAGAAAUGACCUGGAGGGCGGCCUCUUGUCCAGAGUGGAGCAUACAAGACGCCCACUACCUUGUUGCGUCCAUUGGGAAAGUUGUGAUUGUAUCGUGUCCCCGUGCGAGUGCUUUCAAGUUCUUACAGCUGGACAUGGAACCGCUAGCGUGGUCGCCCCUCCAUGACCAGGAGCUUGAGGACACCAGCUGGUUUCUUUCCAAGGGCCAGUCCAUCCGUGUGAAGGAGGAAGGCAGGAGGAAAGUCUACACUUUCCAUCCAAGAGGACGUGGUAACUUGGAGACAGAGAGCUCGGAUGGAUGGACAAUAACAUCAGGGCCUGCCACAUUGAAGACCAUCACGAAUAUUUAUGCAUAUGAUUUAGUUGCUGGGACUAUCGAAACGGUUAUACCAGCGUCGAUCGUCACGGAAGUGAGCUGCUGGGUUCGGCCUAGUACAUUCGCUACUCCAAGAUAA
This is a messenger RNA of Triticum urartu, 1329 nucleotides long. RefSeq lists its product as uncharacterized. The record is from RefSeq and is a predicted model, not a curated record. NCBI's taxonomy places the organism in Eukaryota, Viridiplantae, Streptophyta, Magnoliopsida, Poales, Poaceae.